Molecule: messenger RNA, 2088 nt
Organism: Mytilus trossulus (common blue mussel)
Lineage: Eukaryota; Metazoa; Mollusca; Bivalvia; Mytilida; Mytilidae
Product: baculoviral IAP repeat-containing protein 7-like
Exons: 6
Coding region: 67-1569 (500 amino acids)
Biological process (GO): regulation of cell cycle; negative regulation of apoptotic process
Cellular component (GO): cytoplasm; nucleus
Molecular function (GO): cysteine-type endopeptidase inhibitor activity involved in apoptotic process
Source: RefSeq, a predicted model, not a curated record
UAAACACACAUCUAAGUUGAACGAUUAUAAUUCACUAGUAUUUCAGACUAGUAAACCUCAACCAGAAUGGUUACCGUUGCAUCUUCUAACAUACUCUCCGAAAAUCUCUUGCGUUACAGCACAUAUUCUAAUUUCCCUGGAUCAUGUCCCGUCUUCGCUUCUCGUUUGUCGUCUGCUGGAUUUAGCUAUGAAGGAAAGGGCGACAUUGUCACGUGUUCAGCUUGUGGACUAAAAGAGGGCAAUUGGAACGGAAUAGAAGCUCCACUUUUGGUGCAUGCACGAAAAUCUCCUUCUUGUCCACUAAUACAAAGUCUGCGUAAGACGGAUAGCUAUGACGAUAUGAAAUCUGGUUCAAAAUGUAGCGAAGAUGUGGAAAAGUUCGAGGCACCAACGUCAGACAAAUGUGACAGAUCAGCCAACCCUGGAAAUUUUAUACUAAAAUUGGAAACAAAACCUUCAACCAAAGACCUGUCAACUAAAAAUGACGUGACAAAUCACCAAAGCAAUACAGAAAGCAUGUCGGGUUUCAGUUCAGGUUAUGGGUCUUACGAUCGUAUUGACGGUUUAGACAGCAACAGUUCCACAGAGAGUGGUAAUUUCGUACAUAUGUCCCCAUCCCCAAACAGCCUGUCUUCUUCGUCAUCUAUGAUACCAUACACCAACCCAAGAUAUCCAAACAACACCAUAAUGUCAGAGAGAUUGAAAACCUUCAACAACUGGCCAACUCAUUAUCCACAGUCCGCUGAAAACUUAGCAAAAGCCGGAUUUUUCUAUACAGGUAUCAACGAUCUAGUAAGAUGUUAUCAUUGUGGAGGAGGUUUGACAAGCUGGGAGGCUGAAGACAAUGCAUGGGUCGAACACGCCCAUUGGUUCCCACAAUGCACAUACUUACGUCAAAAUAAAGGUGACGAGUUUAUCCAACUCGUCCAAAGUAUGGUCGGUGAACUGACCGAAGAAUCAAAUCAUCAGCACGAAAAUACCGGUGAUGCACUCGGCGUCGGUGCUACCUCUAGCAAUCAUAAUACACCCGAAACAGAAACUGACAUUGAAGGACUUAUAUCUGUAAGAAGUGUGAAAGAAAUGGGUUACACUAUGGAAAUUAUCAGACCAGCUUACAAAGAGGCCGUACGUCAACACAAAACAACCGCCAUUUCUGCAGUACAACUUAUGGAAAAGGUACUUGAAAUAGAAGAACGUCAAUCCAAUACUAACCAACCACAACCAAUUGAAGGUGCAAGUGCAAGCAUUUCAACUACAGAGAUACCAAUCCAAAGCAUUCAAAAUCCUGAAGCAGCAUCAGAGGUUCUAAAACCAGUACCAACCUCAACAGAAAACCAAAUCCCAUGUGUUCAGUACGAAACAACAACAGGCGAAUGUAAAGGUUCUACAAACGGUGAUGUUAACAACAAAGAUUUACUUCUUUGUAAAGUCUGCUUGGAAGAAGAUGUCAGCAUAGUUUUCCUUCCAUGUGGUCAUCUGGCGACGUGUGGUCAAUGCGCUCCGGCCAUGAAGCGUUGUCCAAUAUGUAGGCAACAUGUACGUGGAUCUGUGAAAACUUAUCUUUCUUGAUAAUGCAUCAACACAUAGAGGAACCCCAAAACCUCUCCAAAUAUUGCUUGGGCUACUCCAGACAGAAAAGAGGCGUCUCAGUUACUCCAGGCAAUAUACAGAAGCAUCGGUUACUCCAGACUUAACAGAGGUGACGAUGUUUAAUUGUAAAUGACAGCGUCUUAUGAAACAAUAGAAGAGGAUUUGACAUGAGGUGGAAUCGAAUAGAAUGUAGCUUUGACAUGCGGUGAAAUGAAACAUAAUGUAGAUUUCGCAUGCGGUGGAAUUGAGCAGAAGGAGCAAGGAGGUAGUUUGGCAUUUUAAGACAUUGAUUGGAUUUUGCUGUUCACCGUUACUGUUAAUAGUCAUCAGCAGAAGAUAGAAUAGACAAAAACGUUUUUAUCAACAGAAGACAAAAAUCUAGACUUAAAUAGCUUGAUUUCGUCAUGUAUAUAUGUACAUCAAAGAUCACAUGGGACUUUUAAAAUAAUAUUUUGAAAAAUUAUUUCAAAAAAAUUAAAACAGUAUUGCACUAUGUGU